AUGCCAAGAGAUCAACGUCCACAGUGGAUUAUUAAUUCUCAUAUAAAAGAUGUUGAUUUACAUGGUUGUAAAACCAUUGAACUUGCUCUCGAGCGAGUUCAACAAACAUUAGCCGCUGCUAAAAAAAAUGACAAUAUUUCUUAUAAGUUCAUAGCUGGUGGUGGUACACAUUCGAACGUCAAUCAAUAUGGAAGAACGUAUAAAGAGUCGGGAAACUGGAAACGUGAUAUGAAACCAAUAUUAUUUGAAGCUGUUCAAAAUUAUUUAGAAAAGGUUCCGAACGAAUUUCAUGUGUAUACGACAUCAUGUAAUGAAAAAGCAACAGAAGUCUAUGUUCGAUUUAAAGGUGAAAAAUAA
This is a messenger RNA of Didymodactylos carnosus, 357 nucleotides long. NCBI's taxonomy places the organism in Eukaryota, Metazoa, Rotifera, Eurotatoria, Philodinida, Philodinidae. The record is from the annotation of a GenBank genome assembly.